UGCUAUAAAUACAGGCCGCGCCAGCAAUUGUCAGAUAAUUUGUUCGUGGACACAGCAACCAGAGAGACAUUCAAAGAAGCCUUUCCCUAGACUUGAUCCAGCAACCAGCACAGCACGCAACAUGAGGGGUCAGUCGGUGAUCGUGGCGGUCUGCUUCUGCGUGGCCAUCGCCACCCUACUCAGGUCGGCGCAGUCGGCCACUAUUUCAAAGAGGUCCGUGGAUGGAGGUAGCGGCAACCACUCGGUAAAGGAGACGGACCAGGACAAAAUCUGCCACGUUAGUACGCCGUGCGGAUGGGCCGUCUACCAGCCGAUCACGCGCAAGAUCAGCUACUUCCUUAGAAACACGUGUCGGUGUGCGGAGACCAAGAAGUGCGUCAAGACAUCUAACGACCUGUCGUCAAAGGCGUACGUGUACAUGUGCCGCGAGCCGCCAGUCACACCACAACAGGACCACUCGUGGUCCAGAUGAGGACGCUCGUCACCUCAGCACCACACAUAAAUCCUCAUUCACAAUUUAAAAGGCUUAGCACGACCGCCUUUGACGCGGCGGGUAUGCGGACGAGAUUGGAAAUUAAGAGUGCGAUUGAUUUUCAUCAACUUCCUAUCUAGGUUAGACUAAUAUCUGUAUCAGACUCACUAAGUUAUUCUGAACACUUCACUAUCGUUUCGACGUUUAAUUUAUUUUUUAUUCUCUCCACACACGCGCGCUGCCAGUUUGUCCACUCGACGUGCAAUUUUAGAAGUAAUAGAGUUUGAAAGCAGAUCGAUUUCAGGUUUGCUUUCCAGAAAUCUAGCCUUGUUUAUAGACACGCAGUUUUAAGUUUAUUUAGCGUUCAGUAUUUGCCAGUGAAUUGGGAAUUAAUAUGUAAGGAUGUACUUAAGACAACAUUAGCGACUCCCGUUUUAGCACGCACACACACACACACACACACGCACACACACACACACACACACACACAUUCAUACACUACUCGCAAAUGUACACACAAAUACCUCCACGAUCUGCCACUCUCUCGAUAGAUUGAUUGAUUGUGUAUGAUUUCGCAUUACGUGUAAAUAAUGAGAACAAAGUAUAACAAUCAAAGAAGUGAAGCCCGCGACAAAACAGAGCGACGCGAUACAAUGUAAUAGAUGAAACUCGUGACUGUUUUUCGCGCACGUCCAAAGGCCAAAUCGAGAAAAUGAACAUAAUUGAGAGUACAAUUCACUAUAAAACUGAUUAGUCUCUGGUGAGAGUUAAGAAUUUUUAUUGCGUAGACUAAUAUGAUGAAAACGAGAGUUCCUGCCUCCGAAUCGGCUGCUGGUUUGGCCCAAUCGCUCUGCUCGGGAUUUUACUUUGUUUCGUUUUGCAGAAAGUUUCGACUACAAAAUUCUCUCUAAUUGUAAAAUUACAAUGUCUAAGUCUGUUCACACAGACUUUAAAAUAUGAUUGGCACGGCUAUUUUAAAAAUAUUCAACAACACAAUGCUGUGCACUGCUUGCAAAUGCUGUAGACGUUGUUUACUGUAUGAAAAGAAGAUGACAAGGGUAAAAAGCUUUGAUCGCAGUAUUUUUGUUUGAAAAAUAAAUCACAAGUCAAGUGAA
Messenger RNA from Cloeon dipterum, 1587 nucleotides. RefSeq lists its product as uncharacterized. The transcript is spliced from 3 exons. The coding region runs from base 122 to 472 and encodes 116 amino acids. NCBI's taxonomy places the organism in Eukaryota, Metazoa, Arthropoda, Insecta, Ephemeroptera, Baetidae. The record is from RefSeq and is a predicted model, not a curated record.